AUGGCUGAUCCUCUUCCUGUUCCUGCUGCUCCUGCUGCUUCUGCUGUCGAAACUAGGCCUCCAACAUUGCAGCCGAUUCCCAUAAUUACAACCAAUUCCUCUCCUGAACAUUCCUCUGCUAACCACCAAACCGAUUCUGGUCCUGAUAAAGUUAGUAUCGAUAACAGCAGCUCCACAGCCCCACCCAGCCCAGGAACUUCCAGUAUCAUCAAUGUUCCUCUAUUCAAGCUAAAGGUUUUGGAAGCUUUGAAGUCAAGCGACAUUGCCAAACUAAAGGACCUUCUAUCCUCUCACUUCAGCGAUCUGAAUCCAAAUCUAAUAAAAGUCAAAUCAACUAUCCUACAUUUUGUCGUUCAGAUUUGCGACUACAACUUUUUUGAGAAAUUGGUCAAAUUGCCCGAGAUUAACGUCUAUUUGAAUUCUCAAGAUGAAAAUGGUAAUACUCCCUUACACAUUGCUGUAUUAGCUUCCAAAUUGGAAUUUGUCAAACUACUACUAAUUCAAACAAAUAUCGAUGACACUAUUCUAAACAAUUCGAACAAACAAGCAAUAGAUUUGACCACCAUUAAUAACCUCUACUUGAAAAACUACAUGGAAACGGAAAGAAUCAAUUAUAUAGAAUCCAUUUCCAAAAAAUUGAGAAUCGCUUUUACCAACAGAGAUUUCGACUCUUUGAACAAAAUCUGGUCUAAUCCAAGAAACCAGGAACUAUUGGACUUAAAUGGCUUGGAUCCAACAACCGGCGACACUAUUUUACACGAAUUCAUCAAAAAAAAAGACACCAAGAUGAUAUUUUGGAUUCUUGAUCAUGGCGGCGAUCCCUUCAAAAGAGACAAAAAAGGUAAAUUGCCCAUGGACAUUGUAUCUAAAAAAGACGAUCAAAUCAAAAAACUACUAAAAGACACAAACAACAACAACAACAACAACAACAACAACAACAACAACCCAAACAAUACCUUUCCAAACUCAAUUGAUAAAUCUCCUACUUUAAAAGGUUAUCUUAAAAAAUGGACAAAUAUAGCAAGUGGCUAUAAACUACGUUGGUUCAUACUCGAUUCUGACGGAAUUUUAUCCUACUACAAAAACCAAGAUGACAUAAAUACUUCUUGUAGAGGUUCAAUUAACUUGAAAAAUUGUACUCUACAUUUAGAUUCCUCUGAAAAACUAAGAUUCGAAAUUUUAGGCUCAAGAAAUAAUAUCAGAUGGCAUUUAAAAGGUAACCACCCAGUCGAAGUUAAUAGAUGGGUAUGGUCAAUUCAAGGCGCCAUCAGGUUCACCAAAGACAGAGACUUAAAACUAAGACACCAGCAACAACGACAGCAGCAAGAGCAACAACAGCAACCAAACCAGUAUCAAGCAUCUCCAAAUCUCAUAAAAAAGGGUGACCAUAACAGAUCUCAAUCAAGCAUCACAAUUGGUACUAAUCUUACUGUUGGUCCUUAUAAUACUAACAGUUCCACUUCUACUACCAAACAUCACAAAAGGUCAAGAUCGUUCUUAUCAGGCUCUUCAUUUAAACGAAAAAACAAAAGCCGUUCCUCAGUUUCUUCUCUUUCGACUCCAAUAGAAUCAGCAUCUGAUCCAUCUAGUAACCCAUUUUCUAACAAUAUUCCCUCCAAUAAUGACUUGAUUGUCCCAUUAUCAAAUGAAAAAGAUAACUCUUCAAGUCUAAUUAUAACCUCAGAUGAUGAAGAAGCUUUUGAUGACUAUGAUUCGGACAUGGAAGAUAAUCUGGAUACAAACAAAUCAGUUGGGUUAAAUGACGCGAGAACUUAUGCAACUUUGCAAAAAUCAAUCACUUUACAACUUUCGGUUUUAAAAGAAUUAGUUUCUUCGUCAUAUUAUUCUUUUCCAGUAGACACUUCUGAUAAUAAAUUUGACAUUAUUAAACUGUCUUUGAAAGAGUCUUUACAUUCUUUAUCAGAAAUAUCUAAUGAUUUUGAAACUUAUAAUAGACUAUCUAAUGAAAAGCUUUCAAAGGUCUCGAAAGAUCUCAAUCACUCCCGAAAAAUCAAUUCGUUAUGGCAAGAUUCAAUCAAAGAAGUGGAGAAAGAAAAUAUGAAAAAUGUUCAAAGGUUGGAAAAGUUGGAAUUUGAAAGAAAAAAAUUGAAAAGAGUUCUUAAAGAGCGAAUCGUCCUAGAAGAAAGGAAAAGAUUAUUAUCAACUCAAGAAGCAAUUAACAAUAAGAGAAGACCAACUAUUAGGGAAUUUAUUGAAGAACCUGAUUCUGAUUCUGAUGUAUUUUUUGAUGCUGCAAAUGAUGAAGAAGCUGAAACCGACUUUGAGUCGUUGAAAUCAGAGGUUCUAUUUGAAAGAAAAAUCAAAGAGGGUCCAGAGCUAGAAAGUGUCGCUGAAGAAGAUCGUGCUGAAAUUUCCAAUGAAUUUGAUACUAUAAAGGAACCUGUUAAACAGGUUCACGGGGAUAGUCUAAAUGAUAUUCAGUUGAAAGUCUUAAAUAAAUUGAAAGCUGAGGGUUCUUUUAAGGGAUAUGAAGAUCCAAUACGUACUAAAUUGGAUAUGGAUGAAGAUGAUAGACCAAAGAUUUCUUUAUGGGGUAUUCUUAAGUCGAUGAUUGGUAAAGAUAUGACUCGAAUUACAUUACCAGUUUCAUUUAAUGAAUGUACGUCCUUGUUGCAGAGAGUGGCUGAAGAUAUGGAAUAUUGUUCAUUAUUAAAUCAAGCAUCAGAUAUUGAAGAUUCCUCAUUGAGAAUGUGUUAUAUUGCUGCAUUUGCUGCUUCGGAAUAUUGUUCUACAAUUGAUCGUGUUGCAAAGCCUUUUAAUCCUUUAUUGGGAGAAACUUUUGAGUAUUGUCGCCCUGACCAAAACUAUAGAUUUUUAGUAGAGCAAGUUUCUCAUCAUCCACCGGUUUCUGCAGCCAUAGCAGAAUCUCCUAGAUGGGAUUAUAUUGGUGAAAGUGCGGUCAAGUCCAAAUUUAAUGGUAGAUCAUUUGACAUACAUCCAUUAGGAAAAUGGUUUUUAAGAUUAAGACCAUUUUCUGGAGUUUGGGAUUCUAAUGGAACUAAAAUUGCUGAGGAUGAGUUGUAUACGUGGAAAAAAGUUACCAGUUCUGUUGUUGGUAUAAUCAUUGGACAUCCAGUUGUUGAUCAGUAUGGUACUAUGGAAAUCCGUAAUCACAACACUGGAGAUAAAAUUGAUUUUUGUUUCAAACCCAGAGGUUGGAGAGCUAACAAUGCGUAUGAAGUCAAAGGCACUGUGUUUAACAAAGACGAAAAACCUCUUUACGUUGUUUAUGGACACUGGAACUCGAAAAUAUAUUACAAGCAAAUUAUCGAUCAAGAAAAAAAUGAAUAUGGCGAAAAAGUAUUAUUGUGGCAAGCCAACCCCAGACCCAAGUCUCCAUUUAACUUGACAUCGUUUGCUAUAUCGUUGAAUGCACUACAGCCACGUUUGAAGGAGUAUUUGGCACCAACAGAUACCAGAUUACGACCAGAUCAAAGAGCGAUGGAAGAUGGCAGAUACGAUGAUGCAUCGACAGAAAAGAAUAGGGUUGAGGAAAAACAGAGAGCAGCAAAGAGGCAAAGAGACCUAGCCAAUGAAGAGUACACUCCCAACUGGUUUGAGAAACGAAACCACCCUGUAACUGGUGAGCCCUACUGGCACUACUUGGGGGACUACUGGGUAAAACGGGCCACAAAGCAGCUCAAAGAUGGCAUGGACAUUUUUUAGAGUAAAGGUGUAUACAGUGUAUAGUUUAUAUGUUUUUUUACGUCUUUCAAUGCGAUUUGGCCUUUUAUUCUUCUGUUGCAAACUUUUCUUUGUGAUUGAUCAGAUUCCCAUCUUUCAUUGUGUCCGGAUUUUAACAUUUGAUCCACUCAUUUGGGCCUACUGGGAUUCCCGAAACGGCAAAAGGUAAACAGUCAAAUUAUGCCCAAGAAUUAUGAUCUACUAAUUCAAAAAUACUUUUUGUUCAGUAGACUUUUAUAUCCUUUAAUU
This is a messenger RNA of Ascoidea rubescens DSM 1968, 3954 nucleotides long. RefSeq names its product oxysterol-binding protein related protein SWH1 (gene SWH1). NCBI's taxonomy places the organism in Eukaryota, Fungi, Ascomycota, Saccharomycetes, Ascoideales, Ascoideaceae. Gene Ontology annotation, biological process: piecemeal microautophagy of the nucleus; exocytosis; endocytosis. The record is from RefSeq and is a predicted model, not a curated record. Gene Ontology annotation, cellular component: intracellular membrane-bounded organelle; nuclear envelope; cytosol. Gene Ontology annotation, molecular function: sterol binding; protein binding. Bases 1 to 3687 code for a protein of 1228 amino acids. The transcript is spliced from 3 exons.